Messenger RNA from Vespula vulgaris, 1632 nucleotides. RefSeq names its product cilia- and flagella-associated protein 43-like. NCBI's taxonomy places the organism in Eukaryota, Metazoa, Arthropoda, Insecta, Hymenoptera, Vespidae. The record is from RefSeq and is a predicted model, not a curated record. The transcript is spliced from 5 exons. The coding region runs from base 1 to 1632 and encodes 543 amino acids. Gene Ontology annotation, cellular component: axoneme. Gene Ontology annotation, biological process: cilium assembly.
AUGAGAUUGUUAAAAGAACGAGAAGUGGAAGCGGCGAAGAAACACGAAGAGAGAUUAAAACGUUGUGCUUCAGAGAUAAAUAUGAUGUUUGAAAAAAAAUGUGCAAUCGAGCCCUCGAUAAUACCGAUUUGGCAUCAUUCCGAAAUACCCGAUUAUGCCAUUACGAUUGAGAACAAUGAAUUGUCGGACAUACCUCACGUGCAUUUACAAAACGAAUCUAUUGACGAGGAGAAAGAAAAUUUCGAGGAAUCUAAUUUAAAAUUCUUUUCGAAGGAUUACGAUUUCUAUGCGGAAGCUUUAGAAAAGAUGAUGGAUGGUGUCUUAGAACUUAGAUGGGAGGAUGAAAUAAAAAAAGAUAUUCCCAAACCAACUUGUUUAUUGGAAAACAAACCACCCUUCAAGUUUACUUCGGAAGAUAUAAAAUCUAUCGAAUCGUAUAAAAUUAAAAUGGAACGUAUGCAAUCGGAACGAGAAAAAUAUCGAUCUAUUUUGGAAACAGAAAUGAAGGAAACAAAGGAUAAGAUAACGAAGAGCUUUAUGGCUUUUGACGAGAAACUAAAGAAUUUCGAGACAAUCAAGAUAGCUAUGGAUUCUUCGAUUCUUCAAGAGAAACUUGUAAGACUUCGAGAGUUACGUAGAUGUCAUCGUAUAUGCGACGAAAGUACCAAAAUCGCACGUUUCAAAACGGAACAAGUUGCUAGUAUCACGGAUAAGAUCCAUAAACUCGCGCAGGAUUGUUUGCUCUUUGAAACGAUCAUUAACGAGUUGAAAAAUCGAUACGAAAGUCUUGUUAAACGUGAUAAAGCCCUCGAAGGAAAGUUUCGUAGUGAGUUCGGUGAUCUGAAACAACAGAAGAUUGAACACUUAUUCAGGCAUUACAAAAAAAGACCAAGAAUCGGUAAUCUUGCUUGUACAUCUGUCACGUAUCUAACAGAACUUGGAAAAUGUGUAAUCACCAACGAAAAAUCCGAAAUUUUGCCGAUCGAGUGUACGAAUUUUCUUCGAAAUCUUCAAGCUCUCGAUUCUAUACCAGAUAACGUAUCAUCGUUGAUAGAUGAUACUCAUUGGAAAACUAUGUGUAAAUUGAGAAGAUCGAAGAUCGAGAUCGAAAUGAAGGUCAGAUGCUGUGUUGUAGAAUUGGCCGAAGCUGAGCAAACUUUGGCCUUCUAUUAUAGAAGCAAACUAACCGUGCAAAAUGAGUUACACCAAUCAAAAGCGGAAUUGGAUAAACAAGAAAUAGAAUUUUCUCAGUACGUCGAGGACAGGGAGAUACAGUUAGUGAUGAAGAUGAGACAAGUUGAGGUACCUAUUCAAGGUCAAGGUCUCGAUGAUUUCACGGACGUCGUUUUGAUAUCACGACGAGAAUUUCUCUCUAUGAACGAAGAAAUCAAGAAAGCUGAUGAACAAAAGUUGAAGGCUAUCAAGAAGUCUGUUGAUUUACGGAGGAGAAUAUCUUAUCAAAAAUGCCGACACGAGAGUUUACGAUAUUCAUUGAAGUAUUUUCAAGAGGAAUCAAAAAGCAUUAACGAAGUCAAGGUCAGUAAAUAUACAUAUACAUAUACAUAUACAUACGAUACGAGAAACUAUUGGAUAUUGAAAGAGAACGUCUCAAGAAAAUCACGAAAGAUAUAA